GAAAUUUUCAUAAUUAUGAGUGGUUUAGCAACGUAGUUAUUUCUUCUGAAGAAAAUGAUUGGCACUUUUAUUAUUGGAAUUUUUCGCUGAAAAAAGAUAAAGAUCCAAUAAAUCUCACUUUAUUACGAUGGUAUGAUGAUGUCGAUAAAGAAAUGUAUGGAUAUCCAAGACUUUGGUUAACUGAUUAA
Messenger RNA from Funneliformis geosporum, 188 nucleotides. The record is from the annotation of a GenBank genome assembly. Lineage: Eukaryota; Fungi; Glomeromycota; Glomeromycetes; Glomerales; Glomeraceae.